CUCAAUUGUGCGCUUCAAUCUGGGGUGAGCAGUCUUCAAAAGCCAGAUGAUGAUGAUGCAAACCCUCUUCAGGAGCCGCAAAUGACUGUUACUGGACCGUCGGAUUCUGAUGCUCCAUCCUCACUCUCCAUCUUCAUUGACGAUUUCUCAGCUCUUUACAGCCUUGACCUGACCUCGCAGCACAUGGCUCGCUGCUACCGGCUUGUGCAUAGGUAA
Molecule: messenger RNA, 216 nt
Organism: Protopolystoma xenopodis
Lineage: Eukaryota; Metazoa; Platyhelminthes; Monogenea; Polystomatidea; Polystomatidae
Source: the annotation of a GenBank genome assembly